Molecule: messenger RNA, 1283 nt
Organism: Cladocopium goreaui
Lineage: Eukaryota; Dinophyceae; Suessiales; Symbiodiniaceae
Source: the annotation of a GenBank genome assembly
GAAUUCCGGUCCAUGACUUUGCCAUGGGACAUCCCUUUCGUCUAUGAAACAACUGGUGCCAGCGCCACAACGAGCUUUGCGCUCCCUGGAGACUCGCAACGUGCCCAAGUUGUCGGAUGUGGAAGGUCGCUUUCGCCCGCCCAGUCGCGGCCUACGUUUCUGGACGGUGCUCCGUGCCUGCGCGGGGCAUGGGGACCCCUACCGGGUUCAGGCGUGGUUGGCGCGGGCCAAGGCCUACGACCUCCAGGUGGAUCUCAGGGUGGCCAACUCAUUGCUCCAUGCCUAUGCCAAGGUGGCGGAUUUGAAAGCUGCGGAAAAAGCGUUGCUGGGAUUGAUCCGCCAAAAACAUCAUCCAUCCACCGAGUCCUUCAAUGCCAUCCUGGCUGCAUGUGCUCGAGAUGAAAACAUCUCAGCUGCCCUGAAGUGGUUUCAAAGACUUCUGGAUACAGGCUUGAAGCCUGACAAGGUAACCUACCGUACCAUGGUGUCAGUCUGCGCUCGCGCCGGAAAUUUACCCUUGGCAGAGGAGUGGUUGGGCAGGAUGUUGGAUGCAACUGAUGACAGGCUGGAUGUUGUCAGUUGCAGUUCCCUCAUCGGCGGCUAUGCAUCCCGAGGUGAUGCCCAAAAUGCCCAAAGGUGGCUGGAACGGUUGUUGCUGAUUGGCCUGCGACCCGGUCCUUAUGCCUUCAAUCCAGUGAUUUGUGCCUGGUCCUACGUGGAGGCUUCCAAAGCCGAAGCCUGGCUGUGGAAAGCCAUGGAGACUGGGGUGAGGCCCAGUGAUGUCGCACUGCAACGGACCCUGGCUGCGUAUGUGAAGCAGCAAGACUUGGAGGGAUGCGAUCGGAUGAAAGAACUGUUGAAAAAGUUACAUCAAUGGCCAGCAGCCUGGGCAUUGGCGCUGCUGGCAAAGCCACAUGCAGCUGCUGGGGACUUUGAAAUGGUGGAAGAGUUGUUGGAAGACUUGAAACUCUGUCCCGAAGCGGAGGAAUCUGAUUUGCAGGCCUGUUUGAGGGCACUACUGGCAGCCUACGCACGUUCACCACGCAACCCGAAGGAUGAGAAAGUGGCGCACUGUUGCGAACGGCUCUUUGCCCUGAAAUCUUUGGACCGGGAUGCCACUGCCCUGGGGGAUGCCCGACGAGCCUUGGGUCGGGACGGCUAUCAACGCCUGGUGGAGAGCUUGGGAUUGGACGUGCAGCCGCAGAUCCCACGGAAGUUGCAUGCGCGCAGUCGAGUCGUUGGAACCUGGCAGGAGAUCUCUCCCAGCUGAAAUUUCGAUUAAA